Molecule: messenger RNA, 1038 nt
Organism: Anthostomella pinea
Lineage: Eukaryota; Fungi; Ascomycota; Sordariomycetes; Xylariales; Xylariaceae
Source: the annotation of a GenBank genome assembly
AUGUUCCCCCUCGCCUGCAUAGACGGGUACCGGCUCCCAGUCCGGCAAGAAGUCUACAUCCUGUCCAUCCUACCACUAAUCCGCGGGCCGGCGACGAUAUCCUCGGACCAGAAGCUCUCGCUCUUCGACCCGCUCAGCCUGCGGACCGGCCCUAUUCGGGACGUCGUCGCCAGCCAUGGCAACCUGACAUGCGCGGCGGCGUUCGACGCCGCAAACGCCGUUGUCUGUACCGCCGGCGAGGACGGCAGCUUGUCCAUGUGGGAUCUGAGGCUGGAGGCGCGGCAGGCCGAGGUGGCCAGGUUGACAGUCAAUGAUCACAAUGAUCUUAAUAAUCUCUCAACGGCACUUCCCGUACUCUCCCUGGCCUGCUCGAGCGAAGGGUUUACGGUUGUGGCUGGUACCGAGUUGAUGAACCACCAAGCUUCGAUAUUAGCAUGGGAUGUACGCGCAGCGCCGACGCCAAAGCUUCACUACAAGGAGGUCCAUAGCGAUGAUGUGACAGAGCUGAACUUCCACCCCAGAGACCCGAAUAUCUUGCUGUCGGGGUCAACAGACGGUCUCGUGAACAUCUAUGACACGAGGAUUACAGACGAGGAUGAGGUUGUGAUCCAAACUUUCAACCACGAUUCAUCUAUCCACCACGCAGCCUUCCUAAACGACACCGAGGUGUAUGCCCUGUCUCACGACGAGAGACUGGCGCUCUAUGACAUGGCUGAAGGGUACGAGAAGGGUGCCGCGACGACGGACUUUGGAGACAUGCGCUCCGUGCUUGGCUGCCAAUAUAUCGCCAACAUCUCUGCGAAAGCCAACGGUGCUGGAGCGGUGAUAGGUGCUGGUGCCCAUGACCAGCAAGCAUUCGAGAUGAUCCAUCUCACAAAAGGCGAAUCAGGUUGGGCCCUCGACAGGGCCAACAGCGUAGGGUUGCCCGGUGCUCAUUCGGAGGAGGUCGUUCGAAGCUUCUGCUUCUACGACGAAGCGCAGAUGGUGUUCAGUGCCGGCGAAGACGGAUGCAUCAAGGCAUGGCGAGCAAACGCAUAG